This is a messenger RNA of Leptonychotes weddellii (Weddell seal), 3238 nucleotides long. RefSeq names its product solute carrier family 35 member E3 (gene SLC35E3). The record is from RefSeq and is a predicted model, not a curated record. NCBI's taxonomy places the organism in Eukaryota, Metazoa, Chordata, Mammalia, Carnivora, Phocidae.
GGCACCAGCUGAAUGGGCGGUGGCGGAGCAUGUGUGUGCCGCUGAGGCUGCCGCGCGCCCGGGACGCGGAGAGUGCAUGCCUCUCCCGGGCCAGACGGUGAGGCCGGAGAGGACGUGGCGGCGGCGGCGGAGGGGAAGAGCAGCGGGAGACAGGCUGGGCAUCCCUCUCGGGGGCUGGAGGGCCCCGGCUUGGCGGGGGUUAUGGCAUCGCUUGCGGACCGAAUGCGAGGCAACGGGCGCAUCGCCGCUGGGCUCCUGCUCAACCUACUGGUGUCCAUCUGCAUCGUGUUCCUCAACAAAUGGAUCUAUGUGCACCACGGCUUCCCUAACAUGAGCCUGACCCUGGUGCACUUCGUGGUCACCUGGCUGGGCUUGUACAUCUGCCAGAAGCUGGAGAUCUUUGCCCCCAAAAGUCUACCGCCUUCCAAACUCCUCCUCCUGGCCCUCAGCUUCUGCGGCUUCGUGGUCUUCACCAAUCUCUCUUUGCAGAACAACACCAUAGGCACCUAUCAGCUGGCCAAGGCCAUGACCACGCCGGUCAUCAUAGUCAUCCAGACCCUCUGCUACAAGAAAACCUUCUCUACCAAAAUACAGCUCACGCUGAUUCCUAUAACUUUAGGUGUAAUCCUAAAUUCUUAUUACGAUGUGAAGUUUAAUUUCCUUGGAAUGGUGUUUGCCGCUCUUGGUGUUUUAGUUACAUCCCUUUAUCAAGUGAGAGGAAUGAGAGCAAGCUCAGCCUUGUGCUUUAAGAAGAUUGUACUUAGAUGUACUUCAUGGGUAGGAGCCAAACAGCAUGAAUUGCAAGUGAACUCGAUGCAGUUGUUGUACUACCAGGCCCCAGUGUCCUCCGCCAUGUUGCUGGUCGCCGUGCCCUUCUUUGAGCCAGUGUUUGGAGAAGGAGGAAUAUUUGGCCCCUGGUCAGUGUCCGCAUUGCUUAUGGUGCUGCUCUCUGGAGUAAUAGCUUUCAUGGUGAACUUAUCGAUUUAUUGGAUCAUUGGGAACACAUCACCAGUCACCUAUAACAUGUUUGGACACUUCAAGUUCUGCAUUACUUUAUUUGGAGGAUAUGUUUUAUUUAAGGAUCCAUUGUCAAUUAACCAGGGUCUUGGCAUGUUAUGCACAUUAUUUGGCAUUCUCGCCUAUACCCAUUUGAAACUCAGUGAACAGGAAGGAAGUAAGAGUAAACUGGUACAGCGUCCAUAAUUGGGUUUUGGUGGAGAAAAGAAAGCCACCCCAAGAAGAUAAAAAAGUGUUAAUUCAGUGUGCAAGUUACUUUCAAAGAGGAAGAAAAAAUUAUAUUGCAAAAUUCAUUGAAUGAUGGUUUGCAAGAAGUAGGACAAAGGACAUUUUAUUCAUAAAUAGGACUUUCUCUUUUAGAGUACCUCUAAGACCACAGCUCCCUGCUUCUUUUCAAAGAUUGAUUAUAUGAAGUCUCUAGGAUGGUUUGAUUAUGCCAAAUAAAAUACGUGAAAUUGAAGUUCUAUAAUAGUGACAGAGGGAUCCAGAUCACUGUACUACCAAUGUGUUGUGGUUUGUAGGUGUCCAUACCCUUCUAAGGAAGGACAGGGAGGACUCCUCUGCUUGCUCAUAGGUGGCCCCCAGUGUGAGCUCUUUUAUAAUUUCAGCCAAAGCGUUCAAGUCAGAAUUUAAAUCUAGCAUUUCUCUUUUAGUUGGUUUAGUACAACUUCCUGCUUAUUUCGCUUACAGAAAUGAAAUAUCAGUCAUAGAAAGCAAAGUGUAGAAGAGAAGACCCUAAGAGAAAAUCCAAAUCUAAAAGUACCAUAUUUCCAGUAGAAAAUUGAUAUAAGAAGUUACACAUUAUCCAGAAAACUACGGUUGCUAUAGGUGUUCGCUUGUUUCUGAGCUCUCAGUGAACUCUAGAAACUGUAUGUGACAUUGAAAAAUAGAAUAGCUGCAUGUUUAAAUGGCCCAAAGAGGAGACGAUGCAUGGAACUGAGCAGGUGUCUUAUCCUGUUCUGUUGGCCUCGUUGAGCAUUUCAUGUUGGUCAUUUCUUACUACCACCUCCCUGCUAUCACCCCCUGCCUCCCACAUUGGAGGCAGGCCUGGAGCUUUCUUUGGCACUAAAGGCUUUGUAGUGAACUCUCUUUCUACGGUGGCUGAGGAAGAUUUUCAUGCAGCAAGUCAGGGCAAAUACUAUCCAAACAUUAAGGAGAAACUUGGUGAAAAUAUGAGGAAAGAUUUUAAAGAGAAGUAGAAAAUAGUCAAUAUUUAAUCAGUUCCAUUAGUUUUUAAAGGGAUCAUUUUUAAAAAUUAGGUUACAAGGGAAAUACAGGGUUUCCACUUAAGGAAAUGUAGUGUCACACAUUUCCUUGCAAAAUGUGUUUCUGCCUUCCAGCUUCUUGAUAGUUGAGCAUUAAAAGCUGUUGUUAACUUCUCACGAUAAAUUGACUGAGACAGUCCCUCUUGUAAUAAAUCUUUUAAAAAUAUUACAUAUAAACUUUAAAUGAAAAAACAACUCUUAAGACAAAGAGCCACAUAUAAAAAAUAGACCUUUUAGGGUUUUUUUUGUUUUUUUUUUCCUGGCCUGUUUGAAAGGAAAAGCCUCACUGAAAAUCUGUUUUGACAGAAUUUCAAACUAUCGGUCAGUUAUCAGGUGACCAGUAUGUGUGAUUUUCUGUUUUUGUUUUAAAUAUUCUUUGGUUCUCAGUUUCUAAAGAUAUAUUUUAUUGUGCUAAGAAUUAUGAAGCAAUCUGUCUUACCAGAUGAGUCUCAGGCAUUAUGUUUGUCUAAGAAAUGUUCUCUGUGUGUGUUUAAUAUAUAAUUAUUUCCCCAAAGCUGGAGAAAAGUAUUUCUAUGCAGUGAGGAUUAUAUGACUUCUGCACACAGACAGCUGAGUUGAUUUGUGCUAUGUGGAAAUUCUUUUAACUAUAAAUACUUGGGGGGUAUAAUCAAUGUUGGGGCGGGUUAUAAUAAAUGACUGCUGUCAAUAGGAAUGCAAUAAAAAGACUGGAGCAAGAUAGGGUAAGGGUAUGUGUAUAUAGAAGUGAAUAAAAUAUGUACUGGAACUGGAGUCUGAUCAACGUUUUUUGUCCUGAAGAUGAUCUUCGCACCGAAAAGGAAAUUCCUUGGGGAAAUGACCAGGCCCAGUCACAGAAACAAACCAGAAACAGUGCCGUGGAUGAACACCCACUGUCCUUUUGUUACAGAUGUAACUGUACUGGUUUUUAAUUCUAUGUUAAAUGGCCGAACUUCAGUUUUUAUCUGUUACAAAUAAAG